UGUCUCCGAAAGCAUAAAUUCCACAAAAGUAGAAAAACAAUCUGCGAUAUGAGAAAUACAAUUAUAAAAUUAAAUAAUUCCUUCGUUAGUGCUUUCAAAUCCAGUAAAAGGUGAAAAAGCCGUCGAUUUUUGUUGGUUUUGCGCAUAGGGAGAUAAUUUUUUGCCCCACUCUUGUGUGGGCACCCUGAGCCGAUUGCAUCGUUCGAAUCAAAGUGGCGGCAUAAACAAUUGAAUCAUUUGACAGGCUAGAAAAUUGACAAUGGAGGCUCUCUUACACGAAUUGGAUCAGUUCGUUUACGUCCCUAUGACGCGGGCAGCAAGCCGGCUGGUUGUGGCCUUUGUCGCAAACCGAUUUUUUGGAGAAAUUGCCUUCAACUCCGUGCCCAGGGCAUUUAUAAAGCUGGGCUGCUAUUUUGGUGUUAUCCACUUAUUUUUCCUGGUUUCGUUUGAGCUGUUUUUGUUCUCGAUAAGCACGAUUAUGAUUUUUGCCGCAUGCUUUUGUAUUGCUUUGCUUCUCAAAAAAAUGCUUAAAUGGGAUGUGCAAAAAACGCUAAAAAUACUAAUCUUAAUUUAUUCCUGGUUUUGUUUUAGGAUUCAUACGGAAAGGGGCGACUUCGAUGAAUUCAUUCUUAUUUUCGUUAUUUUGGCUAUUAAAUUGUUAUGCGCGGCUGAGACGUUGGAAAAGAAAGCCACGUUCAAGCUGCCGAAAGUGUUCGUCUUGGUCUCGUAUUUGUGCUACCUACCGUGGAUCACCUUCACUGAUUUUGUCCAACUUUUCGACAAACGAAACCAAGUGAACCAAGAUUGGUGGAGGAUGGUCACGUCAGCGGCCUCCCGCGUUAUUCUUUACAAACUGAUGUCAUUCAAAAUGAUUGAUUACGACAUAGUCGGUGAUUUUUUGCUAAAGCCACAAAUAUUCUCAAUUUUGCGAGCAGCCCAGUUCAGGACUAAGUAUUACUACACCGCGCAAGUGGUCGAAUUUGAGAUCUUGGCACUCGGCUUAAAAAAAUUCGAGUGGUUAAGACACUCAGUGUUUGACUUCCACGUGGCUGAAUUUUCUAUCCUCAUCAAAGACUGUUUCCUAAACCUUAACAUCCCCUUGACAACAUAUAUCCGUGACAAGAUUGCAGCAGCAAAGGAUAAACGUGUCGUUUUGUUCCACGUUCUGGCAAUAAUCUUCAUUGUGGCCACUUAUAACAUUAGGUAUUCAGUCUUGUGGAUGCUAGUCUUGGGUAGCAUGUACCUGCAAGAAAAAGCACUGCAUGCGCUUGCCAGUUACUACGACAUUUGCCUGUUCACGUGCCCCACACCCUUUUGUUACCACAAUUUCGGGUCGCGCAAAUAUAGCUAUUGUUUUUUGUAUUCAGUUCUAGUCGUGCACAAUCAGUUUCGCAUCUCCAUACUUUUUGUAAGUCCCACAACUGUUAAUUUCAUGUCGUCGUUCACGUGCACGCUUUUUGCCAUUGCCAUCGACAUGGUCAUAAUCCUCCUCAUGAGCAUGAAACGUAAGACUGGCGAGUUCCACUACUUCAGGUAUCUGAAGAAAGACUGAUUUUAAUGUGUUCCGCUAUUUUAAUUUAUAUGACAAUGUUUUGAAAUAAAAGUUUUGCGUAUUAA
Molecule: messenger RNA, 1617 nt
Organism: Tribolium castaneum (red flour beetle)
Lineage: Eukaryota; Metazoa; Arthropoda; Insecta; Coleoptera; Tenebrionidae
Exons: 7
Coding region: 260-1552 (430 amino acids)
Source: RefSeq, a predicted model, not a curated record